This is a messenger RNA of Bradysia coprophila, 2821 nucleotides long. Its product is annotated as endoplasmic reticulum metallopeptidase 1-like. Gene Ontology annotation, molecular function: metalloexopeptidase activity. The record is from RefSeq and is a predicted model, not a curated record. Gene Ontology annotation, biological process: proteolysis. NCBI's taxonomy places the organism in Eukaryota, Metazoa, Arthropoda, Insecta, Diptera, Sciaridae.
UAGAUUUGUCGAUUUUUAGCUCAGUCGAAUUUAACAAGUUAUACGCGUAAGAUUAGUGGUUGUUACGUAGCUAUGGAAAUAAAUUAACAAUUUUUUUUUAAAUUAAAUUACUCAUCAUUAACGGCACCGAGUUAUUACAAUUCUAUUUACCAAAAAAAAGGAGAAGAAGAAGAUGUCAUACCAAAAUACCAAAAAAUUUUAUCAAAAGCUAAAACACACUCACAACGAUCAUCAGACCAUAUCAAUUUGGUGGUGUCCACUAUAUGUUCUGUUAUGGAUAAUCCUGUUUCUCGUUGUGUUGUUUACGUACAACAUUUUACCGACACCAAUUUUAGAGGAAGAACAGAUUCUAUAUCCUCUAUCGUUUAUCGGCGAACGGGCUAUGAAAGAUAACAUUGAACUUACAAACCUCGGAGUAAAAGUUGUGGGCAGUGACAUCAAUGAAGUGAUUGCAAUUGAUUUCUUUCGCAAUAAGAUACAAACAAUUAUCAACCAGAAGAGUUCGUUGCACGACAUUGAAUUCGAUGUUCAAAUGAGUUCUGGCAGUUUUCAAUUGGAUAGCAUGACAUCAGUGUACAGAAAUAUUCAAAAUUUUGUGGUCAAAUUGAGUCCAGCAAAUGCAGGCGCGACGAGCAGCUUACUGUUGAACACGCAUUUCGAUUCUGUUCCGAUUAGUCUUGGUGGAGGUGAUUCAUGCUCUAUGGCUGCUGUAAUGCUAGAGGUCCUUCGCGUAAUGUCUCAGUAUCCAACGCAAUUCGAAAAUUCGGUAAUAUUUCUGUUUAACGGUGCCGAAGAAAAUGGUUUACAGGCGUCCCAUAUGUUCAUUACGCAACAUAAAUGGGCUAGAGACGUACAGGCAUACUUCAAUAUGGAUUCGGGAGGUAGCGGUGGCAAGGAAAUUAUGUUUCAAUCCAUGGGUAUUCCAUGGAUGAUGAACAUAUACAAUACGCUUGCACCGCAUCCGCUGUCAACGGCUCUGGCGGAAGAGUUGUUUCAGAACCGAAUAAUUCCUUCGGACACGGAUUUCAGAAUAUUUCGAGACUUUGGAAAACUGCCUGGAAUGGACUUUGCAUUUUACGAAAACGGUUACGUGUACCAUACGUACAACGACGUUGCCGAAAUUAUCCCAAUGGGAUCGUAUCAGAACGCUGGCGAUAAUAUCCUAGCAAUUACUGUAGCAGCGGCUAACCAUCCGGAAUUGCCCGGUAGUAGUGUGCUUCCGUCAGAGCCGGCCGUUUUCUUCGACAUUUUCGGAUGGUUUGUGAUCAGUUAUACGAAGACUGUCGGCAUAAUUGUCAAUGUGGUUGUGGCAGUGAUAGCUUUGGUUUUAGUAGUGGCUUCCGUAAUCAGAUUAAAAUUUCACUUAGAUUUGGAUUGGCUAACAAUCGUCUGGGAGUUUGCCGUGGUGAUAGUAUUACAGUUUCUAUCGUUAUGCUUGGCUGUUGCAAUAGUCGCACUGUUGGCAUUGAUAUUUGAUGCGGCGUCUCGUUCGAUGAGUUGGUUCUCGAACCAAUGGCUCGUGAUUGGGCUCUACUAUUUUCCACUAUUUUUCGCGCUGGGAAUAGUUCCAGCCACAUAUUUGUCCAUUCGUGACAGGAAUUCGAUAAAACUCAGUUAUUACGUGCAGAUGUUCUUGCAUGCACAGUGCAUUUGCUAUGUUAUUGCAAUUUUGGUUAUGACGGGAAUGGGCUUUCGAUCCGGUUUUUUGCUAUUAAUUGCUCUGGUUUUCUAUGCUCUAACAACUUUCAUAAAUUUGAUCAGUGGAUUGAUGUUGAGAGAUGGUAUGUGGAUUAUCGUCCAUUCCAUUGGUCAGAUCUUUCCAUUUGCAUUUUUCCUGUACAACGCUCUGAUAAUGUUGACACUACUGAUACCCGUGCAAGGACGAGCUGGCCCAGCAACGAAUCCUGAUCUAGUCGUUGGUGUUGUUGUAAUCCUCUCUGGAAUUUUAUUGGGAUCCCUAAUUGUACCCGUUUUGUGCAUAUUUCGACGACCUGUUUUGGCCAUGUGUGGCUUCUUGGUUGUUUUCCUUGUGUUCGUAAUACUGAUGGCGACUCCCAUUGGUUUUCCUUACCGAUAUAAUGGAACCCAGCAACGAUUCUGGAUCUAUCACACCGAGAGAAACUUCUACAGCUAUGAUCAAACGUUACGCAAAGCUGACACUGGAUUCUUCAUGUUGCCAAUGGACAGACACUCAAAUGACUUAAUUUCUGCAGAAACGGUUCCACAUAUGGUUCGACAAUUAAGCUUUUCAGCAUCGUGUCAAUCGGAAAUAUUUUGUGGGAGUCCGUUGUACACUUCACGCCAGAUUGGACAAUCACAACACAGCAACUGGGUGCCAUCCGAAACAGGUCCCAUAUUUUCGAUGAAAACUACUUUGCAAUUGGCAAAUGAAGAGAUUUUGGUGAACAAUGUCAAGAGGCUAACAUUUAACGUGACAGGACCGUCGCACCGAAACAUUUUCAUUUAUCCGCUUGACGACAAUCAAUUGAUUAACUGGAAUCUCAUGGAAGAAGUGCCACAACUAACAGAAGACUUUCAACAGAGACAAGCCUAUUUCGUAUUUACCGGCCAUGGAAAGAUCAAUGAACCGUUGAGCUUUUUUAUUGACAUUCAGAAAACGCCAGAUACAAUCAAUAUGGCCAGCAUUGAGAUUACUGUCGUUGGACAUUACAAUCAUGGCAAUGUAAAAACGGAUGAAUUUGAUGAAUUUUUGAGUACUUUCCCAGACUGGACACAUAUAACACCGUGGGCAUGUUCAUACGAUAGUUACAUAUACUAAAAAUGACUUCAAAGUAAAUCAUUUGGUUCAAAAAUGUUCUGA